CUAUGGGAAGGAUGGGAACGUGCUGCGGAUGGAGUGUAGAAUUACACACACCACGGAGUAUGGUGCAAUGUGUGCGUCCUCAUAGCUGAUGAUCACACCCAGUCCCCACCUACCCACUCAGGACACGGUGUAUGGCUAGGCAGCUCUCUGUGUGACUGUAAGGGGCUGUAUCCUGAGGCUGAGUCGGGGCUUGGCUUACCAUCACGUCCUGUGCUUCCCCUCUGCCAGUGCAUACUCAUUAAGACUAGAGCCCAAACAUUUUACUAGAGAGAGCUGCAGAGCCAGUCCUAGGAGAGGGUGCCCAGGACAUAGUACAGAGGAUUAUCUACAGCAGGUCUCUAUAGAACUGGACAGUAAUUUGAAGUUCAUCCCCAAGGGACACAAUGCAGGCGGGAAUAGCUUCUUUCCUCCUAAUGGUCAGCACAUGUUGGUGCCUACCUUUCUAUAAUGGUUUCUACUAUGACCACAUCCUAAAUAACAGUUCUGGCAAUGGGAACGGAGAAGUGAUUCAGUUCAAUGGUGUGAAGCUUGUGGUUACUACACCAGAGGAUUCCCUCUUUGGUUACCGUGGCGGUAACAUCACUCUACCAUGCUCAUUUCACUAUGAGCCAAAGUUACAGUCACCAAGAAGGAUCCGCAUCAAGUGGUCCAAACUACACAAAGAUAACACCAGGGAGAGGGAUGUGCUGGUGGCUAUUGGCUUAAGGCACCGUAGUUUUGGUGAAUACAAAGGCCGAGUUCACUUGCGCCAAAACACCCCAAAUGAGGUGUCCCUUGUCAUUAAUGAUUUACGUCUGGAGGAUUACGGAAAGUACAAGUGUGAAAUCAUUGAUGGGCUUGAAGAUGAAAGCGGAAUAGUGGAAUUGGAAUUAAGAGGUGUUGUCUAUCCGUAUCAGCCUCAUCAUGGAAGGUACCAGCUCAACUACCACGACGCAAAGAAAGCCUGUGAAGAACAAGACGCCAUGAUGGCUUCAUUUGAGCAGCUGUUUGCAGCUUGGGAAGAGGGUCUAGAUUGGUGCAAUGCUGGCUGGGUAAUGGAUGGUACUGUCCAGUACCCCAUUACCUUACCCAGGGAACCCUGCGGUGGGAAGGAGAUGGCACCUGGUGUUAGGAACUAUGGAGAGCGCCACAAACACUUGCACAGAUAUGAUGUUUUCUGUUUUUCUUCUGCACUGAAAGGUAGAGUGUACUUUCUCCAGCAUCCUGACAAGCUGACAUUUGCAGAGGCCAGAGAAGCCUGCAUUCAGGAUGGCGCUCAAAUUGCCAAGGUCGGCCAGCUCUUUGCUGCGUGGAAGUUUGUAGACUUGGACCGCUGCGACGCUGGAUGGCUGGAUGAUGGCAGCAUCAGAUAUCCAAUUGCUUUCCCACGCCCUAACUGUGGACCGCCAGAACCAGGUGUAAGGAGCUUUGGAUUUCCAGUAAAACAUAUGAAAUUUGGAGUCUAUUGCUAUAAGAUGAGUUAAGUACUAUACUGCGCUCUCCAUUGUGAACAUUUACUUUGUGCAGAAUUUGCUCUUGUUCCCUCCGAACAAAAGGUGGUUGUGUGGACAAAGGAUGGAGAAUCUCUGCCAGACAAAUCUAUCUCGCCGCAAUGAACUGUAACAGCAAGGAAUUGCACAUUUAAGCCAUAAGGUUACUGUUAGAUAAACCAGUGAUGCCAUACUGUCAUUAUAUUGUGCUUGUGUCAAAUAUAAGACUAUAUUUCACCAAAAUUAUAUAUUUGAUGCUGUAAAAUAAGGCAAGUGUAAUACUAACCGUGAUUAUACAGUAAAAGGUCCAUUACACAGACUAAAAAUAUCACAGGCAGACAUACAGCAGAACUGGAAGCAUUAUUGUGCAUCAUAAGCUCACUCAUUUAUUUAUGAUGGAUAUAAUAUUGCAGCACAAAACAAUGGCCGGGUGCUGUGAGACGCAGAUAUCUGUAUACAAUGCACAGUAGUAGUGUACGAUACAGAACUGAACUGUAGUUUGCUCCUGCAAUCAUUUAAAUCACCAGCAGGGGGCACAAUGUCAAACUGGAGGAAAGUAUGACUGCUGAGCAACUGCUACGCAGACCACACAAGAUUUGAGAGCCAUCAUUAGGAGUAUUGAAUAUUUAUUUAAACAUAUUCAAGCAUUUAAUACAAUUACUUUUAUGACAAAUAUUAUAGAAUAAAUCCAAGAAACACAUACAUCUCCAUCGCUGCUCAGAGUCUCUGUGUGCAGGCAUUAAAUAUAAGCGUGAAAUAAUGUGCAUUAAUAUUAACGAUCUUGGCUCUUUGCCUUUUUAUCUGCAUUAACACACAUGAAACACAUCAUUCCCAUAUGUGACGGAGUGUGUUAUUAAAUGUAUAUGAUCUUAUUAGACAAUACAAUGUGUCAGUGUUGAUCUGGAUAUUGCAGACCAGUCAACUUGAAAAACGUGGCAUUUUAGCAGAUCUUGUACAGUAAAGGACAUAACUGAGAAUUAAGGAAGACCCGCCUGGAGACGUAUAUACGCUUGUCAGUAGCUGUAUCACGCAGGGAAGCUAUAAAUACGCCUGUCAGUAGCUGUAUCACGUAGGGGAGCUAUAAAUACGCGCUGAUUUUAAAGGAUUUUUUUGGGCAGUGAUGCUGAUGAACUUUGUAAUGCCUUUAACUCCUUGAGUGCUUGGGAUAAAAAACAUAUGCGCAAGGUGAGAUAAAGUGCUGUUGCCGUCAUUUCCAGGCGGUUACAGCAGCAUUCACAGCUAAUUUAAUAAACCCCUUUGUGUUGUGUGCAGCCUUGUCUUCAUACAUACCCAUCAAUGGGGUAAAUUUACUAAGAUGGGAGUUCUGUUUAAGAUGGGAUGUUGUCCAUAGCAACCAGUCAGAUUCCAGGUAUUAUCUUCUAGAAGGUGCUACAUAAAUGAGAAGUAGAAUCUGAUUGGUUGCUAAGGGCAACAGCCCAUCUUAAAUAGAACUCCCAUCUUAGUAAAUUUACCCCAAUGAGUAUGCUUAAAAAAGGUUACACUUGCUUUACCUGUUAUUUCAUUAUGGCUUUGUCAUGGGCUCGGCUCACCCACUGUGCAGCUCAUAUUCUUUUUUUGUGACACCUCAUGAAUGAAUGAACAUAACUAAAUAUAUAUAUAAAGUAAUGUGGGCGCACUAUAGAAAAUACU
Messenger RNA from Pseudophryne corroboree (corroboree frog), 3119 nucleotides. RefSeq names its product hyaluronan and proteoglycan link protein 3 (gene HAPLN3). Lineage: Eukaryota; Metazoa; Chordata; Amphibia; Anura; Myobatrachidae. Gene Ontology annotation, biological process: central nervous system development; positive regulation of neuroblast proliferation; skeletal system development. Gene Ontology annotation, cellular component: perineuronal net; synapse. Bases 384 to 1463 code for a protein of 359 amino acids. Gene Ontology annotation, molecular function: hyaluronic acid binding. The transcript is spliced from 5 exons. The record is from RefSeq and is a predicted model, not a curated record.